Messenger RNA from Planococcus citri (citrus mealybug), 846 nucleotides. RefSeq names its product speckle-type POZ protein B-like. Gene Ontology annotation, molecular function: ubiquitin protein ligase binding. The record is from RefSeq and is a predicted model, not a curated record. The transcript has 2 exons. Bases 1 to 846 code for a protein of 281 amino acids. Gene Ontology annotation, cellular component: cytoplasm. Gene Ontology annotation, biological process: regulation of proteolysis; proteasome-mediated ubiquitin-dependent protein catabolic process. Lineage: Eukaryota; Metazoa; Arthropoda; Insecta; Hemiptera; Pseudococcidae.
AUGACAGAAAGCAACGAUGGUCACAAUAAUUUUACUCAGAAUGCAUGUUACGAAUUCAACGACGACACGGUGAAAUCUUCAGAUAGUGACGAUGAAGAUGGUGAUAGUGAUGAUGGAGCUAAUCAAGGCUGGGCCAAUUUUGUCUACAAAAAUGAAACUUUCAAGAAGAAAUACUUACAAAACGACGCGUUAACGAUUUCAGUCCGGGUACAGUUCUUUGAAAUGAACGUUAAAAGUAUAGAAGAUAUUUUGCGUCGAUGUAGUAGCGCUACUGCUCAUUUCCAACAUCUUUCUAAAAAUUUCGCAUCGACGCUUGAGAAUCAUGAAUUCACAGAUUUCACUAUUUCAGUACGAGGCAAAGAUUAUCCGGUUCAUAAGAUUAUUUUAGCUUCUGGUAGCGAUUACUUCGCCAAAAUGUUCAAAACUGGUGUGAAAAAGAGUGCAAAAAAUCGUGCAGUAAUCACUGACGUAGAUGAGGUUGUUAUGGGUCAAGUGUUGAGGUUCAUUUACACCGGUAAAUGCGAAAAUACGAGUACGGAUAAUUCAGUCUACGAUUUAAUAGCUGCUGCUGACAAGUAUGGUUUAGACCGUCUGAAAAAAAUUUGCGAAGAUUCUGUUUCUAAAUCUCUAUCGGUAGGUAGUGCGUUGAAUGUUUUGUUAUUGGCUGAGCAAUAUAAUGCGAAUGAAUUGAAAUCAAAGACGAUUAAUUUCAUCGUUGAUAAAUCUUCUGAAAUUAUGAAUUCGACGACUUGGGACGAGUUUACGUUGAAGCAUCCUAAAUUAGUGGGUGAAGUGUGUAAGCUAUCCUGUUCUCGUUUAUUCAAGAAUAGGCCUACUUCCGGCUAG